Dermochelys coriacea (leatherback sea turtle) is the source of this 1987-nucleotide messenger RNA. It is a transcript of the gene GHDC, whose product is annotated as GH3 domain containing. Gene Ontology annotation, cellular component: cytoplasm. Lineage: Eukaryota; Metazoa; Chordata; Testudines; Dermochelyidae. The record is from RefSeq and is a predicted model, not a curated record. Gene Ontology annotation, molecular function: acid-amino acid ligase activity.
ACUCCCCCUCUCCCCCAGCGCCGCGAUGCUGCUCGCCGGGCUGGCCAGGGCGCUGGCCCUGCUGCUCUGGCCUGGCGCUGCCGCCCGGGGGCGCAGGGUCCUGGGGGCCCGGAGGGGGCCCUGGGGGCUCGUUCCGCACUGGCUGGCGCUGCGGGUGCUGGGCCGGGCCGCGGGCUGCCAGCGCUGGCAACCUGGAGCAGGGGCGUCUGUGGCCGUGCGGCGGAGCCAGGGGCAUCCUCUGCGGCUGCUGGGGCGAGCCGGGGCCGCGGAGCCAGACCCGGGCCUGUUCCGGGAGCGUCGCCCCCUGGCACGGCGCGGCUCCCACGGGGGCGAGGCGCCUGCCCCCGCACAGCCGAGGGGGCCCUGGGCUCUGCUUCGGAGCUGCUGCACCGCGGACUCCCCCCUGCAGGGGCCCGUGUUGUACCUGGACGUCCUCAGCAGAGUCUUCCCGGAGGCCCUGAGCCCGCGGGGCACUGCCCGCUUCUCCUGGGCCCGGGGCUGCUCCCUGCCUGCCGCAGCCUGGCCGCUGCCCACCCUGUACUGCACUCCGGAGGAGAUGGGCACCGUGCCCUCGCGAGCCGCGGCCCUGUACGUGCAACUGGUGUUUGCCGUGCGGGAGCGGGCGCUGCGGGCGCUGGAGGCCGGGCUGGCCUCGGAGCUGUACGAUGCCCUGGGCGUGCUGCGCGCCAGCUGGGAGGGCCUGGCGCAGGACCUGGCCUUGGGGAAGCUGAGUCCCCGGCUGGAGCUUCCUGAGGGGACCCGGCGCCGGCUGAGGCGGCUGGCUCCCGACGCGGCGCGGGCGGCGGAGCUGAGGGCACAGUGUGCCAGGGGCUGGGACGGCAUCGCCCGGCGCCUGUGGCCGCGGCUCCAGGUGGUGGGUGUGGCAGAGCGCGGCGAACAGCUCUACAGGAGGCCCUGCGGGAGUCGGAGUGGCCAGGGCCUCCCCUUCUACUGCCCCUUCUACGGAGCAGCAGGAGGUCUGCUCGGGUUGAACCUGUGGCCGGAGAAGCCCGACUCCCGCUACCUGCUCUGCCCGGGCUCUUUCUGCGAGUUCCUGCCGCAGGGGCCGGGCGUCGAGGCAUCCCCAGAGACCAUGCUGCUGGCAGACAUUGAGGAGGGCCAGGAGUACGAGCUGGUGUUGACAGCCCAGGCUGGAUUGUCCAGGUGCCGCACUGGGGAGGUGCUGAAGGUGGCUGAAUUCCACAACCAGUGCCCCGUGGUGGGGCCCGUGCGCAGGCUGAGCCAGACCCUGAGCGUGCGUGGGGAAGGUGUCCCUGAGGAGCGCUUCUACCGGAGCCUGCGCCAUGCCGUGGCCAUGUGGCCGGGAGCCCGGCUGGUCGAUUACGUCUGUGCAGAGAGCAGCCUUCUGGGUGCCUCCUCCGGGGCCUGCGCCCCCCAUUACCAGGUGUUCGUGGAGCUGCGGGGUGUGCGUGAUCUGUCGGAGGCACAGCGCUAUAAGCUGGAUCAGUGUCUCCAGGAGGAUUUUCCUGUCUACAAAACCUUCCGCCUCAAGGGCAGCAUUGGGCCGGUGCGGCUGCACCUGGUGACAGCCGGGGCCUUCAGGGAGCUGCGGGAUGCUGCGGGCCCCCUGGGCCCCAUGGCAAGAGUCCUGAGGGAGAGGCACCCGCUGCACUUCAUCCAGAGCAGAGUCGUCUCGUGAGGCUGGCCAGCCCUGCGGUGCCAUGGGCCCAGCUUGCCCUCGCUCGGGCUCUGUGCGUGUGUUGCUGCUUGCAGGGGGCAGGGAGGGUCCCUGGUGUAGGGAACCGGGGCUGUGGGGCAGGAAGCUGGGGAAGUCCCGUGGCCAGAGUGGGGGCGGCUCCCAGUUUGGCAGAGGCUGCGUGCAGAGCUCGCCUGGGAGGGAUGGGUGGGGCGGGGGCCAUGACCUCUGUCCCAUAGCCUUUCAUGGUGCUACCGCAGGCGGGGGUGCCCGGUUGGGGCGCUGCACCCUCCGUGGCCUCCCCAUCACGGAGCAUGCUGAAGGGAGCAG